Messenger RNA from Phytophthora sojae, 3081 nucleotides. RefSeq names its product putative vesicle coat complex COPII subunit SEC24/subunit SFB2. The transcript has 10 exons. Gene Ontology annotation, biological process: endoplasmic reticulum to Golgi vesicle-mediated transport; COPII-coated vesicle cargo loading; intracellular protein transport. The record is from RefSeq and is a predicted model, not a curated record. Gene Ontology annotation, molecular function: SNARE binding; zinc ion binding. The coding region runs from base 1 to 3081 and encodes 1026 amino acids. NCBI's taxonomy places the organism in Eukaryota, Oomycota, Peronosporomycetes, Peronosporales, Peronosporaceae. Gene Ontology annotation, cellular component: COPII vesicle coat; endoplasmic reticulum exit site.
AUGAACAACCCUCCGUACCAGCCGUACGGCGGUCCUCCGCAGCAGCAUCAGCAGCAGCCCCCGCAGUCGCAGCCGCCGCCGCCGCGCGCCAAUGCGUUCCGUCCCUUCAACCCGGCGCAGGUGAACGCGCCGCUCUCGGGCAGCGGCGGCCCCGCCUUCGCGCGCAGUGCCAGCAGCGGCCCGCCCUCCGCCGGCAGCCUCAACGCGCCGCCCCAGCAGCAGCAGCAGAUGGGCGGUGCAGCUCCGCGUGGCUUCGCGCCGCCGAACCGCAGCUACUCGGGUCCGGCCAGCCAGCCCACGGCGCCGCCCCCGCAGCAGUUCGGCGGCCACCAGGCGCCCAUGAGCGGCGGCGGAGGCUACGGACCCCCCAGAGGCGGACUCCCGAACGCCCAGCCGCAAAUGAUGCGCGGCUCGCCGCCCGCCGCCGGUGCCGCGCCCCCCAUGGGACAAGGAAUGCGCAGCGCUGGACCCCCGCCGCCGAUGAACCAGGGACCCCCCAACGGCCAGAACGGACUCACGCAGCAGUUCGCCAACAUGGGACUCAAUGGACCUCCGGGUCCGGGAGCUGCGGGCCCACCGAGAGGCCCGCCGCCGAUGGGGGGAGCGCCGCCUCCGCCUAUGGGAGGAGCGAUGGCACCCCCUGGCGCCCCGCAGGCCAUGCACCAGCAGCCCCCGCAGCAGCCGAUGAUGAAUCAGCAACCCCCGCAGAAGGCGUACAACAACAACCUGCCGAGCGGCAACUUCCAGCAGCCGAACGACAUGAUGGGCGUAGAUGGAUAUGGAGGUCAGCCGGGGUUCCAGGGGCAACAGGCGCAGCAGGCGUCGCCGUUGACGGAGGAGAUGAUGGCGUCGCAGUGCGACCCGCGAUACAUGCGACUUACGGUGGGCGUCCUGCCGCACUCGCUGGAGCACGCGAACAAAUCGAAGCUCACGUACGGACUUAUUAUUCGACCGUUGGCGCCACCCGACGAGGGAAAAGACCUGGAUGUGGUCAACUUUGGACCCACGGGCGUUGUGCGCUGCCGUCACUGCCGUACAUACAUUAACCCGUUCGUGCAGUGGGUGGAUAACGGACGUCGCUGGAGGUGCAAUCUCUGUGGCGUGUCCAAUGACGUCGCCAGCUCCUACUUCUGUCAUCUGGGAGUGAACCAGCAGCGUCAGGACCGCGACGAACGCCCGGAACUCAACUCAGGCAGUGUGGAGAUCGUUGCGCCUUCGGAGUACAUGAUGCGCCCGCCUCAGCCUCCGUGCUACAUGUUUGUGAUUGACGUUUCGGCUACCGCUGUGGCUUCCGGUUCCGUGCAAAUCGCUGUUGAUACGAUCAGGGAGCAGCUUGACAACCUUCCUGGCGCCCCGCGUACGCGGGUCGGCUUUCUGACGUACGACAGCACCAUUCACUUCUACAACUUGAAGUCAACGUUGAAGGCUCCGCAAAUGAUGGUGGUGGCUGACUUGGACGAGCUCUUCAUUCCUAUUCCGGAUGAACUGCUUGUGAACUUGAGCGACUCCCGUGAGGUCGUUGAAAUGCUGCUGGAGACGCUCCCUGCAAUCCACCAGAAUGCGCGCUCGGCUGAGACUGCUCUGGGCCCUGCUAUCCGUGUCGCUUUCAAGCUCAUGUCAUCGAUCGGCGGUAAGAUGCUCGUGUUCCAGAACUCGUUGCCUUCGACUGGAAAUGGUGCGCUCCGAAACCGCGACAACCCGCGCUUAUACGGAACGGACAAGGAGCACACCCUGCUUCAACCUGUGGAUACGUUCUAUCGUACAAACGCCAUUGACUUUUGCCGUCAGCAAGUCAGCGUUGACCAGUUCCUGUUUUCUUCUAUGUACACUGAUAUUGCCUCGAUGGGCUCCCUCUCGAAGUACUCAGCAGGUCAAGUUUACUAUUACCCGGCUUUCAACGCUGAGCGGGACGGCGAGAAGUUCCGUAAAGAGCUGGCACACUGCCUCGUUCGCGAAACGUCUUGGGAGGCUGUCAUGCGUGUGCGCUGCACGAAGGGCAUGCGCCUCACUAACUUCUACGGAAAUUUUUUCUUGCGUGGGCCGGAUCUACUGGCGCUACCGACGUGCAACGCCGACUCGACGUUUGCCAUUGAGAUUACCCACAGCGACGCUCUGUUGACGUCCUCGACGAUCUCCGUGCAGGCCGGAUUGCUGUAUACAAACUCGGGCGGCGAGCGACGUAUCCGUGUGCACACUGUGUGCAUCCCUGUUACCAAACUGUUUGCGGAGCUCUUCCGCCAGGUUGACCAGGAUGCUCUCUGCAACAUCAUGGCAAAGAACGCGCUCGAGGUUGCGCUCAAGACUGGUUUGGACAGUGGUCGCUCGCGACUGCAGACACAAUGCGCCGAUAUUGUGCGUGCAUACCGGAACUCGGGCGCCUAUGGGGCGAAGCAGCCCUCUGGCUACCAGCUUCACCUCCCGGAGUCGCUGCAGCUUCUGCCUCUGUACAUCAUGUCUCUAUUGAAAAACUCGACCCUGCGCGGUGGCACCGACCUGAAUGUGGACGAGCGCACGUUCCUGCAGUAUGAGUUGAACAACAUGCCAGUCGAGCUGUCGCGGGUGUUUAUCUACCCGCGGAUGUUUGCUCUGCACAACAUGCCCCCGGAGGCUGGACUGCCCGCCGAAGACGAGGCCGGCGCUGAGGGUGCGGAGGGCAGCAAAUCUGUUGUGCUCCCUCCAGUGAUCAACCUGUCGAUCGAGCGCCUGCAGUGCGACGGCGUGUUCCUGCUGGACGACGCAUUGAACCUGUACCUGUGGGUGGGCCGUUCGGCACCGCCUGAGCUUCUGCAAAGUCUCUUUGGCGUUCCUUCCAUGGAGGGCGUGGACUGCAGCCAGCUGAAACUUCUGGCCCCUCACGACGACACAAGCAACCGUGUGGACGCGAUCCUGUCGGCGAUCCGCGCGGAGAGAUUGCCGUACCAGAACGUGGUGAUCAUGCGGGAGGGCGACCCGGCCGAGGGCCGCUUCUUCUGGAAGCUAGUAGAAGACCGGGCCAGCUUCCCUGGCGGCUCGUACUCAUACUCGGAGUACCUGGGCCAGAUCAGCCGCAUGAGCCUCUCGGGCGGCACCGGCGGAAGAUAG